UUUGUGACAGAUUUGUAAACUUUGUCUAGUGUUUAUUGCUGAAGAAUUGUGUAUAUUCAAUUUAUUGAUGACAAAUAUAAUAUUUUGAUGUAGUAUGCUUAGCAAAAAAACUAAUAAUGUCAGAAGAAAAACUGAUACGUAAGAAGAAGAAGGCUUUAAAUGGCAGCAAUAAAAGAGCUUAUGCCGAGGCUUGUAAUGAUUUGGCAACGUAUUACUACAAGAAAAAUAGGUAUGCAGACGCGUUGGAUGAAUACAGAACAGAGGCCUCGGUCUGCAAGGAAUUGGGCCUUCGAAUGGAGUGGGGCACAUGCAACAGGAUGAUCGGUGAAAUGUACAUGCUCCUUGCAGAGUUUGACAAAGCUCUGAAAUAUGAGAAGCGACAUUUAGCUGUAGCCAAAGAGCUCAACAAUACAGUAGAGGAGCAAAGAGCCUUGGCAACUCUUGGCAGGAUAUACCUGUUGCAAGGUCAGAGCACUUCUGGUAAAGAAGCGGAAGAAUCUUUGAAAGCGGCUGAGAGGGCAUUCCUUAAAGGCCUGGCACUGUGUGAAAGUUUAAGCGGAAAAAUAAACAUCUAUGAGCUAAUGGACAUGAGAUCGCGACUGCUUCUGAAUAUCGGAGUGUGCCAAGAAUAUUUAGGAAAUCAUGACAAGGCAGUUGAUUGUCUCAAGAAGGCUAUAAACAUAUGUGUGAACCAGGACAUAUAUGAUGUGCUGCAUCAGUGUUACACUACUUUGGCAUUGCUUUAUAGCAACAAGUUGAAUGAUUAUACAAACUCGUUGAGUUGCCUUAGUAAAGCUGAGGAGAUUGCUAAGAGGUUGCAAGACAAGGGUCAAAAGCUGUGUGAGACUCUGGCAACAAAGGCCGAUGUUUUGUGCAAAACAGCUGACUACCAGAGUGCAAAACAAGUCCUUGUGAAGGCCUGGAAAAUGAAGACGCCUGAUGAAGAAGAGAGGGAAAAUAUUGAGUCUAAACUGAAAGUUGUCGCAGCAAUGUGCUACGCAGACGACCGAAGAGUCGGCAUAGACCCAACCAACCAUGCAGAGUUAAAGAAAAUCUACGAAAGCUUGGGAGACGGGGCCUGUUACCUGCAGAGCUAUGACGACGCCGUCUCUAACUAUCUGAAGAUGCUGGAACAAGCUGAGUUAGCUGGAGAAAGCGGGAGACAGCUUAUACCUAUCUACGUCAGUUUGUAUCAAACAUACAAAGACAUGGGCUCGUACAACGACGCCCUAAUGUUCCUGGAGAAGGAAUACGAGCUAAUAAAGGACGAGCCUAAAGAAGCCUUCACCACACUCUACAACAUCGCUGAGACCAGCUACUUGGCGAAGAAACCUUAUGACCAGAUUGAGAAGGCUUGCAUGAAUGCUAGGAAUGCUGCUAAAGAAUGGAAUAAGCGCAAAUACGAAAUCCGAGCUCUCAAAUCCCUCCUUAAAUACCAAGAAGAAUAUUUCGAGUUGGACAAAAUGGAGGAAACGCAAGAUGAACUCAGAUACCUUGGGUAUGAAGACUUUAACAAUCUGGAAAACUCUGAGGAUGAGAGUUCGGCUGGCGGUGAUGACAUGACGACGACCAUUGGGCAUGAUAUACGCUGUGAGGAUAUUACUGAUGAUGACGAGAACUUCAACGAAGAGAUAGCAGGUGGAACUAAAACACGGCCCAGGAAAACUGGCGUAGCAUAUGUCAACAAAGUGAACGAGAAAGGAGAGUCACUCUUGCAGCGGGCAUGCAUUGCUGGCAACAAAUUCAUGCUCCAACGUCUAAUAGCACAAAAACACCCAGUCAAUGUACGAGACUUCGCCGGAUGGACUCCAUUACACGAAGCAGCAAUUAACGGUCAUUACGAGAUUGCACAGAUCCUGAUCGACCAUGGAGCAGUGAUCAAUGAUAGAGGACUAAUGAACUUUUCAGGUCAAACACCUCUCCACGACGCUGCCUGCAACGGCUACAUGGAGGUGAUGCUACUCCUCCUCGACAAAGGAGCCAUUCCUUCCAUCAAGAACGACCUCGGUCACACAGCGCUCGACUCGCUCCGUCAGUGGCGCUCCAACACCGUCCUCAACAAAGAAAAAGAAGAACUAUACAAAAAUAUAUGCACCCGCCUCCAGAACCAAAUCAGAACUGCCCCCGCUGAAAUAUCCCCAACCACCAACUUAAGUAGAAGAAAAAUAGACAAAUCUCCAGCGAGUACCUCCGUAGCAAAAUCACCUGUGUUCAAAAAGAGAAAUGUUAUCCAAGAUGACUCCGAUGAUGAUAUAGAUCUAUCACCCAGAAGAAAUCAACCAGCUUUUCCUUCAGAUGAGUCUAGUGGAUCGUCUGAUGAACAGACUGUUAAGAAGAAGGAUAUAUCAGGAGUUAAAGAAUAUAGGACAGUCAUAUCCGCUUUAAGGCAUAGAAGGACUUCUGAAGACUUGCCAGAGGUAGAUUUGAAGAAAGCUCCAAAAUCAGCUUUGUUAGACCCUGAUGAAGUAGACGACGAAUGGCUUGAUGACGAUAUGGGCACAAAUAAAAGUAAGAAGAGAAAAUUCAGUGACCCAUUAUCAUCAGUAACUAUUGCUAAGAAACCCACCUAUGAUUCUAUCAAAGACAGUAUUGAAAAUAUUAACAGGAUCGAACCACUUAUAGACAUCAACAAUAGGAAAUCAGCUGAAAAACAAAAGAAGCGAAUGAGCGAUAUAAUCGCUAUCAACGAAAAUAGUUCAGACUCCAACGAAAAUAUAUGCCCCGAGUUUAGAAAUAGUUGGCCAGCUAUAGAUAGGGAACUUAAUGAGUCUAAAACUAGGGAUACUAGAGAUCAUAUGAGAAAACGCUGGAAGCAACAGAGCACUUUACUUCGAGCUGGUUUCCAAAGAAAUAGACAAGAUGAUCAAUCAAGUAAUAGUGGAAGCGAUAGUGAAUUUAAUUCUAGAAACAAAAGACUGACGCCCACAGGGACGUUCAGUAGGAAAUCCUCAGGAGAAAACUUUAAUACCUACAGUCCGCGUAAAAACGAUAUAUCUGGUCCAUUUUCAAGGCAAUCACCAGCUGAAUUCAGCAACUACAGUCCAAGAAAAGACUGUUUCAACAUGAUGAAUAUGAACCCUAGUGUGAUGCAACCUUUGAACGUUAUACAACCUAUAAACAUAGUUCAGUCUAAUAAAAAUGGAAGAACUAUGCAGACGCAAAUACUGCCGCCGGCGGCCGUAAAGGUUCAAGUGGAGGAUAAGGUGCUGUUGAUAUCGCUGAAGUUGGACAUGAUUAACAAACAGACAAUCAGCUGGCUGGUUGAUGAAGUGAAGACUAGGUAUUACAAAUUGACCGGCGUCCGUCCAGUGUUCAGCCUCAUGACCUCAGACGGUGCUAUUCUAUCUGAAGACGACCCGCUAAGCCUGGUGCUGUCCUCACCUGAGCUGAAGACCUGCAUCACCAACUGGAAGGCCUCACCCGCUGAGGAGAGGUAUCUGGAGUGCUGCGAAGCUUUAGGCAUAUCACCCUGUGAGGAAAUCCAACAAACCAUCGGCCGGAGUCACACAACCCACCGACUUGCACUAGGCGCAAGGACAUUACCCCCAUCACAAAUCCGACCACUGUUCCGCGCGCUCACGCACCAAUCACACAUCACCGCCAUCAUGCUCUCAGACAACAACUUAGGAGAUGAUGGAGUUAAAUACCUCACCGACUGCAUGUGCACUAUGAAACAACUCACACAUCUAGAUAUUAGCAGAAAUAAUAUCAGCGCAGAAGGAGCUAGACUAUUAACGCAAAUGUUUGAUAAAGCUUCGCGACCCGUCUGCCAGUUAUUAGACUACUUAGAUAUCAGCGGAAACCCUAUAACCGAUGAAGGUUUGAAGCAUAUCCUAAAGUUAACGACACAUAUCAGAUUGAAAUCGUUAAAAUUAAAUAGUUGUGGAUUAACAGAGAACGCAGCUGGAGUUAUAAAUGAGUGCAACGCUAAUUUGAACGCUUUAGAAGCUAUAGAUAUCAGUAAUAAUGAUGUGAAACUACCAACAGUCAGUUGUUUAGUAUCAACACUGAAUCCUAAUAUGCUAAUGGAGUUAGAUUUGGACAGUGUUGGUGUUCAAGGGCAGGCGGUUGGUUGUAUAGCUUCAUUUAUGGAUUCCGCCAAGGAAUUGAAGAUUAGAAGAUUCAGUUUGUCUAAUUGCAAACUGGUUGAUGGGCAGUUUAUGAGAGUAUUUAGAAGUCUCGGCCGCGCGAAAAAUUUGCAGUCCGUCUCCCUAAAGAGCAACCUGUUAACAUUCAUCACACUAAAGAAAUUACUACAGAGACAGCCACCCGUACCUCAAAUCAACCUUCAAGGGUGCCAAGACAUAUUCAAAUACUCACCCGACUCCGACUUCCAAGUUUGGCUACCAGCCAUCGACUUCGGGAGGUGCAUACCGGAGAUAAACGUGACACCAGUGUCAAAUACUGAUGCGGAAAGAGAUAGCUUCAAAUCCUUCUCAAAGACUUGGCUGAGUUGUUUCAAAGGAAGAGGAGUUAUUGAACAUUGUGAAGGCGGCGUUAUAAGAUUUACCGCCAGGUAGACUACAGGGAUUUUGAUGCCUUACAUUGUUAAACAACCCCCAGCUUGGAGGCGCCAUAAGCUUUCGGUAAUUGUGUCUUAGACUUGAAAAUUUCGACCCUUGCCGCCGUGACCGGUUGGCCGAGUGCUUCAGGCAUCCGUGGCUAUAACGGAGUACGCUGGUUCGAAUCCAGCAUUGGACACUGAGGCCUUGGUCAUUUUUUCUUUGUAUAUGACAUUUAUUUCAGUUUAUUGUUAAACAAUACAGGACUGAAUGAUCAAGUUAACUUAUACAGAUAGCAAAAAUCCGAUUGUUUUGAGUGUAUGUAAAUAUAUUGUGUGCUGCGUAUUAUAAUCAAUAAUGAUUAUGAUAAAAGCAUGACAUUAUGGUAACAAAUGACAAUAUUCAUGUCGGGUUACAUGACUGCCUUGGUGAUCAGAUCAUUUUCAGUGCCUGAAAAUUAAUGUAUGAAUUAAAUAAUAUAAUUUUGUAUAAGUCACUCUUAGCUGUAAAACGUAUUUAUAAAUAUCGUUUAAUUAUUUAUAAUAACAGUAAACCCAGUGACCACAGUGACCAUUUCAGUAUGAAGUUUGAAAACAUUGAAUAUGAAGUGUUCUAUAAUACAAAAAAACUUAUUGACGGUUUGAAAACUAAAGUUGGACAUAUUUUAGAUAAUUUAGAUCCACCAAGUUCCUGAGUGACUAAACCUUUCCAUUGUCUUAUUUUUGUCAUUUAAUAUUAAUGAAACUACCACAUGCACAAACUUUGUUCAUCCUCUUUGUAAAUAAGCAGUAUUCAGUGAUUUGUUUUUAUUAUAAAAUAAAAAUAUAAACGGUUGUUG
Molecule: messenger RNA, 5340 nt
Organism: Leguminivora glycinivorella
Lineage: Eukaryota; Metazoa; Arthropoda; Insecta; Lepidoptera; Tortricidae
Product: tonsoku-like protein
Exons: 14
Coding region: 117-4520 (1467 amino acids)
Molecular function (GO): protein binding
Source: RefSeq, a predicted model, not a curated record